Coniophora puteana RWD-64-598 SS2 is the source of this 4080-nucleotide messenger RNA. RefSeq lists its product as uncharacterized. Lineage: Eukaryota; Fungi; Basidiomycota; Agaricomycetes; Boletales; Coniophoraceae. The record is from RefSeq and is a predicted model, not a curated record. Bases 1 to 4080 code for a protein of 1359 amino acids. The transcript has 20 exons.
AUGUCUAACACCCCCAUCAACCCCGUCAUUCUGUCUCAGAGGACCAUGAACCACAUCAACGACAGGUGGGAAACUAUCGCUGUCAUGGCCUACAGGCCUGGAAAGAUCGUUGUUGAGGUCAACCCGUUCAGCCUGAAUGUCAACAUUGACGUCUUGAAGACCAAUGCCUCGGAGGACCCUUGUGCUGGCAAGCCUCCAAUGUGCAUUGACCCAUUUGCACUACUUGGCGAGACUAUUGCACAGUUCACCAUCAACAGUCAAGCUCUUUUCCAAGGUGUUUGCACCUUUCAAGCGCACCAGGCUGGACUUUAUGUCGUCGAAUUCGACCUCGACUUGGACAAGCCAAUCUUGUCUGUGAACGAAACCAAGGACGGUCUCCAGUACCUUCCCUGUGGGACUGGGUGGACCGACUCUGAGAGUGAGCAGGAAACCAAGAACCAGAAGCGUGCCAAGGCGCCGUCGAAAAAGGUGCCCUUGAAAAAGCCACACAAGGCUAAAUUUGCUACUAGCCAUGCGUCUUCCUCAGGCGGUUCCUCGUCCUCGGCUUCGACUUCUACCGGAACCAGAACAUCUGCUAGACUCUCAGGCAAAGCAAAGGCAUCCGCGUGUUGGCAUGCACGGCGGCAGCUCAUUGCUCGGCCAAGCAUUCUCAAGCAUCUUCCAUGUGUCACCAUCAAUGGUCAUCAAGAUCGCUCAACUGUCUUCAAAGAUAUCACCAAUCGAGCAGGUCUUGUUCUAAUCGACGUGAUUCAGAGUAGCAACGAGAUCACCAUGAUGCUCCGGGCCUCCGAGGUCAUGGAGCCCCUCCGCUGUGGAGAGGAUCCAUUCAUUGCCAACUGGUCCCUCGAAGGCAGCGAGACCAUUAGCAAGUACACGUUUGAUCGCUGCAUCGACCGCCGGUGUGUCCUGGGGUUUGAGGCUUUCAGGGCUGGGGUCAUCGUCCUCGAGAUCAACGUACUCAGCUGCCUGGUCGACCUUAUCAUCAGCCAGCUCGGUGUCAUCAUCAGUCAGUUCAUCAAAGCCUUUAACGAGGAGCGCGUCCAGGCUAUCUUCAGCUAUCGAAGCAGCAGCCAAAUGCUUCAAGUCCGCACCGCUUUGGAUGUUCACAUCGCUAUGCCCACCUGCAACUGCGAGACCAAUCGCUGCAGUGGGAAGCUCAUCUCUGCUGCAGAGGUGUCGGCACACGAGAAGGCGGACCUCCAGAGGUCCACCGCCAAAGCACAAGCCCUGCACCAAGCCCGGGAUAGACUGCUGCCGCCUCAACCACCUCUGCAUGCUCAUCCAGAACAGGUCCACCCCACCUACUACCCCAUCAACUACUCGCAGGACAAGCUCUACACACCUAUCGUAUCCCACCAUCCUUUCUCUACAUCUGACGACCACCAGUUGUACGAAGACCCAACUCUAUACGAAGCUUACACAGAUUACUACUACGAGCAGGGGGCUGCCAUUCCUUAUCACCUCGAGGGUGAUGAAGACAAGGAUGAGGGCAAGGAUGAGGGCGAGGGCGCUGAAGAGGAACAAGAACAGGGUCAGUGGGUAAGUCUACAUGCUGAAGACUUAGGCCCGGAUCCCUUCAAGGUCGAAGACUCAUUUUGCCUGGAAGAUAACCAUCACUCCCUCUACUCCAUCAGUCCGCUCAACCUUGCCUUCUCAAUGCUAGUCGCCUGGCUUCACCUAAGCUAUCACCUCCCUGUCAGUGCAUGCAACAUCAUUUUAUCUGUCACAAUUCUUGUUCUCGUUCGACUUGGUGUCAGCCAUACAGAUCUCCCGUUCAAGACACUCCAGUCAACAAACAUCCUCCUUGGCAUUGACAGACCCAUCUGUCUCCUUGCAGUUUGCCCUUGUUGUCAGGACGUGUACCCUUCGGCGUCAUCGGAACACGUGCAGGAGAUCUGUGUCGAGUGCAAUACCCCCUUAUUUCUCUCCUCUCAUAUGGCGCGAGGCAACAAGCGCCUUAGGGUUCCAGUCUUCAAGUAUCCAUCCCUUCCUCUGUCAACACAGAUUCGCACGCUGCUCAAGCUGCCUGGUAUCGAGGGACUUCUAGAUGCAUGGAGGGUCAAGGAGCAAGCUCAAGGCACAUACAUGGACACUUGUGAUGGUGAGGUCACCAAAUGCUUGAAGGAUCCCGCUGGCAAACCCUUCUUCUUGAACGCGUUCAACAAGAGGAAUGGUUCUCAUGGUGAGCUACGAAUUGGUGUGAACCUGUCAUUGGAUUGGCUUUCAUACAUCCGAAGCAACACCGCACCUUCACACACGUCCGGUCCUGUAUCCUUCUCGGUUUGCAACUUACCACCGGAGUAUCGGUACUGCACCGCCAAUGUCAUACCUGCUUCGGCUAUGGAGAUAUGGCCUUGUGGUGCCAACGGAAUCAUGCCCCAAAGCUUCUUCAUGUUUGUGAUGUACCGGCCACUAGGGCGCCAUGUACAUGUCAUACUUGUUGCAGUUGUUGGCAACAAAGCAGCCGCUCACAAGGUGGGUGGCUAUGGCUCACACUCACACACAAACUUUGACACCCUCUGCUGGAUAUCUAUAUCGAACAAGGCAAUGCCAGACGCCUUCCGCGAAGGAGUGUUUCCCACAAGGACAGACCAGGAGCAGCAAGAACUUGGCGAACUCUACAGGAACCUCCCCAAUCAGGCAAAGCGCGCUAAGUUUGCUCACAAUCACGCAACACGUUUCUCUCAGCUUUCACGCCUGCCUUACUUCGAUCUUGUCAAGCAGAUCGUCAUUGACCCGAUGCAUAACUUAUUCUUAGGUGUUGUCAAGACUCAUUUCUACAACAUCUGGGUUCAACACAAGAUCCUUUGUAAACAACAUGAGCUGGCUGACAUGCAUCACAUGAUAGCGGAUUUUAUUGUUCCAACCUCCUGCGGAAAACUCCCUGUUGAGUUUGGAGAACCAGCUGGUGGCUCACUUACUGCUGACCAGUGGAUGCUGCUUUGCACCAUUUACAGACCAGUUUUGAUCCCCCAAGUGUGGGACCUGAACAUACCUCAAGGUGACGCUGACAAAGCUCUUGUCACCCGUUGCGUCACCAUGAUUGCCUGUCAAGAAGCUGACAAACAGGCCAUCACGGCAAGGAAAGCCUCGCAGAAGGCAGCAAUGAAACAGGCCAAGGAACUCGGCCCUGAAGCACAUGAAGCUGAAAAGCUUCGUCAAGAGGAGGAGAACCUCACGGAGAGCCAACGCAAGGAGACUGAGAAGUUGGAAAAGAAGGCCAAGAAAGCUAAGGAGAAAGCCGAGGUGCGAGCUCGAAAGAAACAGCAAAAUCGCAAGCGCAAGGCGCCUGGCGGAGAUCCUGAGCCCGAGCCCUCAGUGUCCGUGGGCAUAGAUGAAGGUGAUGAUGAAAAUGACAAGGACAAGGACAACAGUGUUUUCUCCCUUCACCCGCAGGAUCCCAUCCACUUUCUGCAGCUAUCGCAGGCAUUGCAGAUCCUGCUGAGGCGUCAACUGACUGACCUGGACAUCACUUGGGCCACCAAUCUCAUCUGUCUAUACACAUCUGAGCUUCUUACCCUCUACGGCACAGCCACCAUCAAGCCAAAUCACCACUACGCAACGCAUAUCGGGGAGUGUGUUCAGAACUUUGGGCCCCUUCACAAUUUCUGGACGUUUCUCUUUGAGCGGCUGAACUGGGUGCUCAAGUCUUAUAAUGUCAACAACUGCAACAAGGGCAAGUUAGAGAUGACGUUUUUCAGGGAAUUUCACAGAACAUGUGAAGUUAGCCAGGUGGUAUGUGCAGCUGCAACGAUGCCUCCCAAUUCAGUUCCUGCACAGGCAGCAAGAAUGAUGCUCAAGGUAACGCAGGAGGAGCGAGGCACUGUCGCUUCGCUCGGUGCCCUAUCAAAGGACCUUGAUGAGGCCCAUGAAGACGCUGGUGUUAACUACCAGCUCAGCGCUCAGUGCGAACAGCAUCUCAUGUCAUCAGAUACUUAUCGUCUUAUUGCUGCUUACGUUAACUCUCAUCAUCCAGAGCUGCCCGUCCACUGCCACGGAUCCAUCACUUCCUCUCCUAACAGCCUUCCUUUGACUGAUGUAGCAGUUUUCCACCAGUAUGCCAUACUUCGGAGCAAAUGA